AUGCGAUUUAGGUCCCCCGAGGAUCCAGAGAUCAAAUCAACACAAGAACUGAUCGUCUUGCAGAUUGCAAGCGACACGCGCGAAACACACACCCGACGCGUCCUGGUCCGUUUGCCUGGGAGCUAUGAGGACCUUGUCACUAUCGCUAACCAAACAUUUGAUCUCGCGGUCGAUGCGUCCGGUGUGCGCUUCUACACUCAAGAAAUCGCGGGUAACAAAGGGGUCAACGUAGAGAUUACGAGCGACGCUUGGGACGCGGUCAAGACCGUCCUCACGUCAGUGAUAGUCGAGCCCUCUGACACGGAUGCCCGAGAGCCGAAGAGAGCUCCACGCAAGAGCGUCGCACCUCCUCAACCGGAUCGCGUUAUCACACACGAUGUAGGAGCUGCACCCACAAAAGACGUGAUAGACGCAGCAAGGCGCUUGUCUCGCAUGAGCCUCGCGCCUGAAGGCAACCGACGCCGCACUUCGCGCCGCUCGUUUGCACCGCUCUCGCCGCCACGCUCUACGAGAGUCAGCCAAGGAAGCGGUCCGAGGAAGUCCAGUCUUCCCCCUAACGAGGAGUUCGAUGAGGAGAACGAUGAGUUUGAGGAGGAGGAAUCGGUCGUCUUCCGGAGCAGGAGUGUAGGCAGACGCCAGGUCAUCGCUUCGGAAGAUGAAGAGGAUGAGGAGGUCGAGGACGAACUUCACGACGAGCUACACGAAGACGACGGCGAGGACGAUGCAGUAGAAGGAUCUUUCGUUGUAGACGAGGAGGACAGUGCGUCACCGCCGCGGCAGCCAUCACCGCAGCAGCAGCAAUCACCGCCGCCGUCGCAAUCCCCUAAGGCGCCAGUGUCAAAGACUGAGCGACGAGGGUCGGAACAGCGCAACGUCUCACAAGCAGCAGCAGCACCGUCGCCGAAAAUUAAGCAGGAGCGUGACGCAACGGGAAGUACCGCACCCAAAUCCGCUAUCAAGGAAGAGCCAGUUGCAAAACCUCAAGCGUCCGAACCGCCUUUCCCGCAUCCGCGAGUCGGGCCCGACGAGCGCUUCGUCGUCAUCAUCGAGUACGACGACGGCACUAGCGACGACAUGCAGACGAUGUUCAAGACGCGGGGACGCCACACCGUUUCGAAGGUGCUCACGCAAGCCUGCAGGACGUUCGACAUCGAUGACUUGUAUGAUAGGGCGCAGCUCCUAAUGGUGAUCGAUACGGAGGAGGAUGGUGAGAUCGUGGAACACAGGUACAUAUGCCCAAAGACUAUGACGAUGGCGAACGUGGGUGCAGAGCCGGAAGCGAGGUUUAUCGUGCAAGUGGAUGACGAGGUGUAACCACUGCUGUCUCGAUUGUGAGACAGACAAUGUGCGAUCUAGGUCAAUACCGUGGGCCAUGACACCCAUUCUUCCCUCCCCGGAUGAUCCAUGCAUCUGCUGGAUAUCUUUGUCAAUAAUUUUCUGUUCUGUUAUGGCAACCGGCCAUGUGUUGUGGUCAUCCUAGUACGCUCCAAGAUUGAACUGACAGGCUCGUACAAUGACAUCGCAUAUGAUCACAUCGUCCCGCAACACAAGCCGUAAAUCGAAGGUCAAGACAGUAUAGGGGUGUUUUAGCACUCCGGGGCCAAACACCCAUGCAACAGAACCAUUACUGUACACAUACGCUACAUGAUUGAACAGACGCAUGGAUAGGGAUAUACGUUGGG
This is a messenger RNA of Rhodofomes roseus, 1682 nucleotides long. RefSeq lists its product as uncharacterized. Lineage: Eukaryota; Fungi; Basidiomycota; Agaricomycetes; Polyporales; Fomitopsidaceae. Bases 1 to 1314 code for a protein of 437 amino acids. The record is from RefSeq and is a predicted model, not a curated record. The transcript is spliced from 5 exons.